UCUAACGUCUCUUCCUCGCUCACGUGCACAUCACGUGCCAAACCAACGUCAUUUCUGUUAUUUUCUCCAAACAUCCUUCUCCCAGAUGGACAGCCAAAAGCUAGCAUUCUUACUACAGGCAUGCAUCAAUUCAAAAUCCUUAAAACAAGGCAAGCUACUACACCAGAAGAUAAUCUCUCAAGGCCUUCAAAACAACAUCUCCCUCUGCAAAAAUCUCAUGACCCUCUACAUCUCUUCCCAUUCAUUUGAAUCUGCACGGCUAGUUUUUCAAACCAUUCAAAACCCAUUAGACAUCUCCCUCUGGAAUGGCCUUUUGGCUGCCUACUCCAAGAACCACAUGUACAGAGAAGCCCUUCAGCUCUUUGAGAAAUUGCAACUCUUCUCUCAGCUAAAACCUGAUAAUUACACCUACCCAAGUGUCAUAAAGACCUUAGGAGCCUUGCGUGGUAUUGAAUAUGGGAAGAAGAUCCAUGCCCAUGUGAUCAAAUCCGGUUUCGGGUCUGACAUUGUCAUCGCAAGCUCUCUCGUUGGCAUGUAUGCAAAAUGUAAUGUAUUCGAGUCAGCAGUUUGGUUGUUUAACGAAAUGCCUGAAAGAGAUGUUGCGUGUUGGAAUACGGUGAUUUCGUGCUACUACCAAGAUGGGCAGUGUGAGAAGGCUUUGGAGUUGUAUGGGAAGAUGAGGAGUAGUGGGUUUGAACCUGAUUCGGUGACGUUUACUACUGUUUUCUCUGCGUGUGCACGGCUUUCAGCUUUGGGAAUGGGGAAGGAGCUCCAUGAGGAGCUGAUGAGAAGUGGGGUGGAAUUGGAUGGGUUUGUUAGCUCUGCUAUUGUAGACAUGUAUGGUAAAUGUGGGUGUUUGGAGAUGGCAAGAGAGGUGUUCGAGCAGAUUCCUAGAAAGAGUGUGGUGUGUUGGAAUUCAAUGAUUGGGGCAUAUGCUAUGAAUGGUGAUAGUAGUUCAUGUCUAGAGCUUUUCGCGAGGAUGGAGACUGAAGGAGUGAGACCCACUUCGACUACUUUGAGUACCUUGUUAAUGGCUUCCUCUAGAUCAGCUGAUCUACGACAGGGGAAGUUCAUCCAUGGAUAUAUAAUAAGAAACGGGAUCAAAGCUGAUAUUUACAUCAACAGUUCACUCAUUGAUCUUUAUUUCAAAUGUGGGAUUGUUGGAUCAGCUAAUGUCGUCUUCGAGAAGACGGCAAAGGCGAAUGUGGUGUUGUGGAAUGUGAUGAUUUCGGGGUAUGUAACGGUAGGCAGUUAUUUUGAGGCUCUUCAGAUUUUUGAGGAGAUGAGAGCUGCCAGUGUGAAGCCAGAUGCCGUUACUUUCACUAGUGUUUUACAAGCUUGUUCACAACUGGCAGUGAUAGAAAGAGGUAGGGAAAUCCAUUACUACAUUGUUGAGAACAAGCUCGAAACCAAUGAAAUUGUCAUGUGUGCUCUUCUGGACAUGUAUGCGAAAUGCGGUGCUGUAGAUGAUGCAUGUCGAGUUUUCGAUAGAUUACCAGUCAGAGACAUUGUGUCAUGGACGUCUAUGAUCACGGCUUAUGGGUCACACGGCCAAGCUUUUGAAGCUUUGGAGCUUUUCCAUAAAAUGCAGCAAACGGAAGUGAAACCAGACCGGGUGACUUUCCUUGCAGUGAUAUCAGCAUGUAGCCAUGCAGGGCUGGUUGAUGAAGGUUGCUAUUAUUUCAAUGAAAUGACUGAAGGGUACGGGAUUAAACCCACAAUGGAACACUAUUCGUGCUUAAUCGAUCUUCUUGGACGGGCUGGAAGAUUGCAUGAAGCUUAUAGCAUCCUACAAAACGCACCAGCGAUAGGGACAGAUGUUGGGUUGCUAGGAGGGCUACUUUCUGCAUGUAAUCUCCAUAGAAAUUUAGAGUUGGGAGAGGAAGUUGCAAGGCUUCUUAUUGAAAAGGAUCCUGGCGACCCAUCUGCUUAUAUAAGUCUAUCAAAUAUGUAUGCUUCUGUCAGAAGAUGGGACAACGUGGGUCGGGUGAGAACAAUGAUGAAAGAGAGGGGAUUGAAGAAGAACCCUGGGUGUAGCUGGAUUGAGGUUGACAAGAGAAUCCACUCGUUCUUCGUCAAAGAUAAAUCACAUCCGCAGGCAGAGAUGAUUUAUGAAAGUCUAGAGAGCCUCUUCAUGCCCAUGGAGGAGGAUGAAUCUUUCGUAGGGAUCACAGAUUGAAAAUAGACUAAAUACAUCAAAGGGAAACCUAAAGACAGCUAUUUGCAGGAAUGUCUCUAACCUUUCUCACGGGUAUUGAAUUGUCAGAAGCAGGUGAACUCCAUUUUUGAAGAAUUCACAAAACGGCGAAACGUGAGAAAUUAAUUGUUCCUGUGUCAGAACCAAAGCAGGGGAGUCUCUCGAAGAUGAACCUACACUAAGAGAUAGAGACUGAAUGACAGCUAGCUGCAAGUCUGCUAGACUUGCUGAAGUGGUAAAUCCCGCUAAGACAACGAAGAGAGAGCUGAAAAAUCUUCUGAGCUGAAAAAGCAGGGGAGUCUCUCGAAGACUUGAACCUACACCAGGAGAAAACCACGAGAAUGAGGCUGAAUGACAGCUAGCUGCAAGUCUGUAGACUUGCCUAAGUGGGAAAUCCCGCUAAAAAAUACAACGAAGAGAGCUGAAAAAUAUUCUCUGCUCGGUGAAUUCAAAUGAACAUAGUGUUAUCAUCUACAGUUGACCUUCUCUUUCGGUAAAGUUGUUAUUUAUCAGAAUAAAUUACAAUAGAUGUAAAAUGCACUCCAUAAAUUGUUCUGAAUCUUCUGAUUUUGGUCUGA
Messenger RNA from Magnolia sinica, 2775 nucleotides. RefSeq names its product pentatricopeptide repeat-containing protein At5g27110-like. Gene Ontology annotation, molecular function: protein binding; RNA binding. The record is from RefSeq and is a predicted model, not a curated record. The transcript has a single exon. Gene Ontology annotation, biological process: RNA modification. The coding region runs from base 86 to 2179 and encodes 697 amino acids. NCBI's taxonomy places the organism in Eukaryota, Viridiplantae, Streptophyta, Magnoliopsida, Magnoliales, Magnoliaceae.